UUCCCGUUCUGAAGGGAAAAUUACGAUGAGCUCAUCCAUUACCCGCGUUUUUUCCCACUCUCCCAUCUCCAUCUGCAACUCUUUGUCCAAAAUCGAUGAUUUCCAUACUCGUCUACGAGUAAGACCAGUGUGGUUUCAAUUUCCAUUACAAAAACCACUUUCCUUAUUACAGUUUCCUAAAAUGAGGAGUACAGUUAUCGUAAUGAGAGACAGGGGAAAGAAUCGUAAACCAUUACAAAGAGGAAGAGUAAGUAUUGAAGCAAUACAGACAGUUCAAGCACUUAAACGAGCUAAGAAAGAUGAGAAUUCGUUAAAACAAGUUUUUGAAACGAUGUUUAGAAGGUUGGUUAAACUAGAUAUGAUUGCUGUUCUUCGAGACUUACAAAGACAGAAUGAACCCGUUUUAGCACUCCAUGUGUUUGAAGAAAUGCGUAAGGAGUAUUGGUAUAAACCACAAGUGUUGAUGUAUGCUGAGAUGAUUACAUUCUUAGCAGACAAUGAAUGUUUCGAUAAAGCUGAACUUGUUUUUAUGUAUAUGAAGAUGGAAAAUGGAUUAGAAGGUGGUGUCCAGGGGUUUAAUGCUCUUUUAACAACGUUUAUGGAUUUUGGUAAUGUUGCGUUGUGUAUGGAGUGUUAUGAGUUGAUGAGGAAGGUGGGUUGUGAACCAGAUAGGUUGACAUUUAAGAUAUUGAUUAAUGGGUUGGAAUCCAAGGGGGAAUAUGGUCUUUCAGUUAUUUUAAGACAGGAAGCAGAGGGGUUUUAUGGUGAGGAUCUGGAGUUUUUAGAAGAGGUGGAAGAGAUACAAUCAAGCAUCUGGCCUCGUUGGUGAAACUCGCGCAUAAAGAAGGAGAGGUCCUUUCUCGGCUUAUUACUUAAAGCUUCUAUUAGCGUAUGGCAUUGUAGAACUUGAAUUUUGUAUAAAAACUUGGUCUUAAGAAGAGAUUCUAAGGAACAAGAGAAUGUGCUAGUUCUACAAAUUAAUGACUUCCAAAUUUACCCAAGGGAGGCAAGAAAAUUGCGUUGAAGAAGAAUGUAGCAAAAUUCGUAUAUAUAGAGGUGUUUCAGUUAACCUUAUAUAAGCAGCAUAAUGAAGAACAAACUAUAUUGUUACCUUCUAAACUGAACUGGCACCACAUCAGCUCUUUUAUCAGCCAUUCCAGCAAAAGCCGUUUCAGACAUUUCAAAGUGC
Papaver somniferum (opium poppy) is the source of this 1189-nucleotide messenger RNA. Its product is annotated as protein THYLAKOID ASSEMBLY 8-like, chloroplastic. Gene Ontology annotation, molecular function: protein binding; RNA binding. Gene Ontology annotation, biological process: Group II intron splicing; chloroplast organization. The transcript is spliced from 5 exons. The record is from RefSeq and is a predicted model, not a curated record. Lineage: Eukaryota; Viridiplantae; Streptophyta; Magnoliopsida; Ranunculales; Papaveraceae. Bases 26 to 829 code for a protein of 267 amino acids.